UGUGUGAUGUCUCAGCUUCGACACACUUUUUCAGAUUUCAAAUCGCCCUAAUGCAAGUAUUUAAUAGGUGCUUUGUGGUAUGUAGUAGGAUUUUGUAUAAAACCUUGAAAAAAGAAAAAAAUCAGGUCAAUUGUAAAAGAAAUAAAGAAAACCUCUAGUGAAAAUGCCAUUUCCAAGGGGGAAAAAGCCAAGUAGCUGUUUCCCUAAACAGCAUGCCAACGUACCGAGUGUGGAGAACCAGGAAGAAGCUUUCCAAGUUAAGAGAUCCCCCUCCUCUCCUCAAGGAGCGCCUAAGAAAAGAUCAGCCUUUGUAGACAUCACCAAUGGUCUGACCCUGUGUCUUUCGGAUCAUGUUGAUGAUGCUGUGGCCAUCAGAAUUGCUAACAAGGUCCAAGCCAGUAACCAUACAAAGAAGGAGAAGACCACCAAGAAGAUCCAGAAAAGCAGUAUAGUUACUGUGAAAAAUGAAGCCAACCAGAAGAAGUUGGGCUCUCUCACCUCAGAGGGGCAGUCCGAACAGGUAAAACUGGGAAAAUCUCCUGUACAAGAACCAAAGGCAUCCCCAGAACAACCUACUAGGGAUCAACCUGGGCAGGUACCUGAGGAGUUUGACAUUGAUAAGGAGCACAGCAAGGACUGCUGCAUGACAUCAGAGUAUGCCAAGGAGAUCUUUGACUAUCUGAAGGGCAGAGAGGAGAAAUUUGUCCUGCAGGAUUACCUGCACAAACAACCUGACCUGAAUAAGGACAUGAGAGGAAUUCUGGUGGACUGGAUGGUUGAGGUCCAGGAGAACUUCGAGCUAAACCACGAGACGCUGUAUCUAGCUGUGAAGCUGACUGACCACUACCUGUCCUGCACUGCAGCCCUCAGGGAGUCUCUGCAGCUUAUUGGUUCUACGUCCAUGCUCAUCGCCUCCAAGUUUGAGGAGCGCAGCCCACCCUGCAUUGAUGACUUCCUGUACAUCUGUGAUGACGCCUACAAGCGCGAGGAAAUGAUCGCCAUGGAGGUCAACAUCCUGCAGAUGCUGAAGUUUGACAUCAACAUCCCAGUUCCCUACCGCUUCCUCCGUAGAUACGCCAAGUGUGUCCAAGCCAACAUGGAGACUCUGACGCUGGCGCGGUACGUGUGUGAGCUGAGCCUGCUGGAGGUGGAGCUGAUCCCCGAGCGAGCGUCCCUCCUGGCUAGCGCCUGCCUGCUGCUGGCUCUGAUCAUGAAGGGUCUGGGAGGAUGGACGCCCAUUCUGGAGUUCCACACAGGAUACACGCUUUCAGAUUUGGGCCUUUUAGUGAGGAAACUCCACUCCAUUGUGGCCUGCCCCUCUGAUGACAAGCUGAAAGCUGUGAGAAGCAAGUACUCCCACAGCGUGUUCUUUGAAGUGGCAAAAAUUCCGGCUGUGGAUAUUCCGAAACUAGAGGAAGCCUUGAAGUGAACAGAAGUGAAUAGUGGACGAAAAAAAAAUAAAAGAGAAAAAAUAGGCAAAACAUUGUAAAUAUUUUCUAUUUAUCCUGUAUGUUAUUAAGCCAGUUUUGUUUUAUAUAUGUAAAGAAAAGGUUUUGUAAUUAGAUAAUGGUUUGUUUUCAAUAUUUUUAUACAUAUGAUAAUUUUAUAGCCUUUUUCCUACGCUCAUUGUAUAAUUUUGUUAAAAUAAUUAAAUUAAAAUAUAGGUCAUGCUUGCAAGAAAAACAUUAUUUCUAUGAAACCAGAAUGGAAUGAGAUUUUUUAAAUUCCAGUUUUUAUGUGACCAUAAUGCCAUAUGCUAGUGGAAUAAUUGAAGUGUUUCUUGUUUGUGUCUGUCUAUAUAAAUGCAAGUACGUUUUUUACCGUUUAUCAUGUCACUGUGGCUUGGCCCAGUAACUUGUGAAUAACACGCAAAUGUUUGCUAUUUUUAAAUGGCUGAGUGUUUUGUAAAUAAAGACGGUUCUGCCCUUGUUCAUA
Anguilla rostrata (American eel) is the source of this 1935-nucleotide messenger RNA. It is a transcript of the gene ccnb3, whose product is annotated as cyclin B3. Gene Ontology annotation, cellular component: nucleus; cytoplasm; cyclin-dependent protein kinase holoenzyme complex. The record is from RefSeq and is a predicted model, not a curated record. The transcript is spliced from 13 exons. Gene Ontology annotation, molecular function: cyclin-dependent protein serine/threonine kinase regulator activity. Lineage: Eukaryota; Metazoa; Chordata; Actinopteri; Anguilliformes; Anguillidae. Gene Ontology annotation, biological process: regulation of cyclin-dependent protein serine/threonine kinase activity; mitotic cell cycle phase transition. Bases 164 to 1429 code for a protein of 421 amino acids.